Molecule: messenger RNA, 801 nt
Organism: Branchiostoma belcheri (Belcher's lancelet)
Lineage: Eukaryota; Metazoa; Chordata; Leptocardii; Amphioxiformes; Branchiostomatidae
Product: juvenile hormone acid O-methyltransferase-like
Exons: 2
Coding region: 1-801 (266 amino acids)
Molecular function (GO): S-adenosylmethionine-dependent methyltransferase activity
Source: RefSeq, a predicted model, not a curated record
AUGGACACAACGAAUCCUAGGUACUAUUCUCAGAACCGCUCCUUUCAGCACGACCUCGGAGUUGAGCUGCUGCAGCAGUACAUGAGGUGGGAGGAAGGCGACACAGUUCUGGACGCGGGGUGUGGUACGGGGGAAAUCUGCAAGUACAUCUCCCAACAGCCAGGGGUCUCUUCUGUGGUGGGCUUAGAUGUGUCACCUGACUUCGUUAGGUAUUCCAGUCAACAGAACUCCUCCCCAAACGUUCUCUAUGAUGUGUCCGAUAUCUCCGAUGCGUCAACCAUUAAGCCAGAGUGGCAAGGCGCCUUCAGUAAGGUAGUCUCUUUCCAAGUGCUACACUGGGUGAAAGACAAGGCUGCUGCGCUGAAAGUGCUGCAUUCUUGCCUGAAGCCUCAUGGAGAAAUUUUAUUUUGGGUUGGCAUCGAUGUAAACAAAUGGGGCAAAAUCAGCCCGGGUAUGGCUUCCCACCCCAAAUGGAAAGUCUACUUGAAGGAUUUUGAACCGAAUUUGUUUCCUUGGCCUUCCAGCGACCUCGUAAAAGAAAGCCACAGUAGCUAUCUUCUAGAAGAGUGUGGUUUUGAGGUUCUCUCCUGUCAUCUCAAAGAACAACAGUACUCUUUCACAUCUAGGGAACAAUGGAAGAAAACUAUGAGUGCUGUUUUCCGCCAUCUUUGCUACUUACCACCAGACAAACACGAGGAAUUCUUGAAUGACGUCGAGAAAAUGGAACGAGAUGUCCUACUUUUGUCAGGCGAUUACAAAUUUACGGAUAAGAAUCUGGUUAUUCAUGCUCGAAAGUUGUAG